Molecule: messenger RNA, 8327 nt
Organism: Carassius gibelio (silver crucian carp)
Lineage: Eukaryota; Metazoa; Chordata; Actinopteri; Cypriniformes; Cyprinidae
Product: NHS-like protein 2
Exons: 8
Coding region: 1807-5487 (1226 amino acids)
Biological process (GO): cell differentiation
Source: RefSeq, a predicted model, not a curated record
UUAGCCAAAUCACCAAACCCAUAUUCCCCUAAUGGGUCCAGCAUGUUUCUUGUAAACGGGUUCCAACUGGGACACUAAUUUCCAGUCUUUGGAGUGCUUCUGACCACAACACAAACACGGGGAAACAGAUGUGGAUGCCAUCACAUCACUCAAGGUGUCAAAUUUUGCUGUGGAUGUAGAGUGAAAGAGAGUAGCUUGUGCUUCCCUUUAGCCAGAUACCAUAAAGCUUAUGAAAUUUGAUGUUAUUACCAGUGAAGCAAUAAAGUCAGGUGACAGGCUGUGCCUCAGUAUAAAAUAUAUGAUUUUAUAUUUCUUAAUGUGUUACUGAUCUAAACUUCUGGAGUGGUAAACCACUGUUACAGUGUGCAGAAAUAAAGUGCGGCAGGGAUGACAUUUUUUAUAGCCCAACCUAACAGAAGUUAGAUUCCCACAACAUCCAUUGGAUUAUUGUAGAAAAAAAGCUCAGUGAACAACAAAAAUCUAUGGUUCUUAUGUAUUUGAUGUUUUGUUCAUUCAGAUAAUCUUCACAAUUGAACAUAACUUAGUCAGAAAUAAAAAUCUAAAUUUAGGCUAUGAACAAACUACAAGUUGCACAAUUUGAACACCAUUACUAAACCUUCUACAGAUCAUUGAAAUGAUUUAAAUCUACAAGUUUGAGUAGAAGAGUUUGCAAGAGCAGGAGUAUAAACACAACAAGGGUGUAAAAGCAAGUGUGUAUGUGAGUUUAUUGGUGUGGUGUGAUGACUCUUAAUGUCAAUCUCUGUAGUUCCAUUUUGCCAUUGCUCGUAGGCUCCUGCUUUAAGACACAUCAGUGCUUAAAAAAAGGGUUAAACAAUGCAGCAAAACAUCAACAAAAUCAAAUGCAACAUACCAUAUAUAAAAGUGACGUGAAAUACAGCCAAGUGUGGUGACCCAUACUCAGAAUCUGUGCUCUGCAUUUAACCCAUCCAAAGUGCACAGCAGUGAACACACACCCAGAGCGGUGGGCAGCCAUUCAUGCUGAAGCACCCAGGGGUUCAGUGCCUUGCUUAAGGGGACCCAAGUCAUGAUAUUGCCAGCCCGAGAUUCAAACCUACAACCUUAGGGUUAGGAGUCAAAUGCUCUAACCACUAGGCCACGACUUCCCCAAAUAUAAUCAUGCAUAAUAAUUUAAAACGGGUAAGAUAAUAAGCCUAUAUUAGCAAUUAAACGCCACAGAAUUUAAUCGGGGUUUUUGUCAUUUGGACGAAAGAAAUGAAUUAGUUAAUAGCUGAGAUAUUGCCAGCAUGGACAGAUUGCAUGAUAUUCUAUCCUUACAAAAAAACAACAACAACUAAAAACUAAAAUAAUAAUAAUAAUAAAAACUACUUAGUUUAUCAAACUGUAUUGCAUCACCAAAAUCUUUCCUGAAAAAAAAAAAAAAAAAAAAAAAAAAAAACAGUUGACAACCACUAGUAUAGAGACUGCGUGAUGUGAGAACAGCAGGUGUUUCAUGACGGUUAUACGGUGUGGAUGUUCUGAUUGCUAACUUUCAACAGUGAAGCCUUGUUUGUAUGAGUGUGUGUGUGUGUGUAAGCUGUGAUUUGAGGCUGACGCUGCAGAAUUUGCUGCAGUGAGGAUGGAAAGACUCAGAACUGAUGAGAGAGGGAGAGGGAGAAAGUGUGAAAGGACAAGCAGCUGCAUCCUCUCGUCCUGACUCUCUAUGAACUCCUGUGUUAGGUGUGUGCGUCUGUGUUUAGAGUAUGAUGCUGUCCACGAGGGAAAACGCAUAUUCCUGACUUGUCAUUUAUUCAGCGCAGGGUGUGUGUGUUAUCGGACAGUACAGGGAUGCGUUGGAGGAGGCGGAGGUCUCCGGGACAGGGCAGGCAGGGGGAAACGAGAGGAUCGGAGGCAGUGUUCACCAUGCCCUUCUUCAGAGCCACCACCAACUUGGACUCGGAGAGCAAACGAACGGCCCACUUCCAAUCGUCAUGGCAACAGCAUGUGAAUGUGUUCGGCUCGUGGAGUAGGCCGGAGUGUGUGCAGGAACUGCACCAGGAGGCUCAGCUGAACCUACAGAGUCUGCUGCAAGAUUAUGAGGAGCAGUUGUAUGAUAACAGAGUGACAGGACAGACAUUCAGACAUCCUUCCUCUCAGAGCUCGGAGGACACGUCAACCUCUCUCAGCCGAUCACCUUCCUCACUCAGCAACAAGAAGACAGAGUUCGUCUUUGUGCCUGCAAAUAAGCAGGUGUGUGAGGAUGAGACCACAACAUUAGGGGUCCGGGCGCAGGACCCGACCCCCUGUGGUUCAGAGAAGUCACUUCUAGGCUGGAAUGCCUCACUGAGUCCACCUGUUGCAGAGAAACCUCGCUGGUACCUGGGCCGACAUACUCCAGCUCACCUUGUACCCAUUGAGAUCACAGGCCAGAGCUUUGAUAAGCACGCCACACAACACAGCAAACUGCGGGCCGCCUUUAGAACUGAUUCAGCGGUCAACCCAAAGACCGUUCCCCGCCCGAGGAGUGUGGUUGCAGGCCCUGAUGUCACGCUGCACUGCCAAGGUGACAGCAAAAUUCUUGCUGUUGAUCUAAUACAAGGUGCCUGUUCCCCUGGAUCCUCUCAACCCAGAUCGUUGGAGCCAACUACCGAGAACACAGGCCAACAGCAUAUUCCACUUCGGAAGACCCAUAGUGACCUGGAGUACAGUGUUCCCCCAUCCCCAAAGACCCCAUCAGGCAUGAUGGAACAUGCCACUCUGAUAUGCUCAAACCCCUCAUGGAAUGGCCCAAAAGGUUCUACUUUCUCUCCUUCCUGGAAUGACUCUUACACCUAUGCCUUGGUUACCAGCCCUGCUUCCAAGCAACCAGUAUCUAAAACUGGAAUGAUAACACCUAAAGGUGAAGGAGGUGGUUUAAUCUGUCCAUCCCAGACCAGUUCAGGCCUCUCCAUGAGCUCAGGGUCACAUUCCAGCUCUUUCACCUCCAUCUCAGAACCAUGUGGACACCGGGUGUAUACAGUGUCCACACAAGGGGGUUGUGUCCCUGUAGGGAAAGGGAAUGACAUAGAGGGGACAGCUUCCACUGCAGGCACAGGAAAAAACAAUUGUGAGCAGGAGAAGAGAUCAGCCCGGUCCAAUGUUUUCAGGUUCCGUGAACGUUCACUUUCAACACCAACAGACUCUGGAUCAUUUUGUUCAGCAGAUAAUAUAUGUUCCCCAGGUGAGGCCAUCCCUGUUGUUUCAGAGGUUGAGAGUUAUGCCCUGUUAUAUCCAAGCAACAGCUCAGAGGAUAGCAUGAGCACUGAUAAUGUUUCCGUGACCACAGGUUCAGACUUCCUUCUGGAUGGUCGACUGAGGUCCCGAUCACGCAGCAUCUCACUAAAGAAAUCUAAGAAAAAGCCACCACCUCCAGUACGUAGUGUAUCCCUGAUGAAAAAUCUAUCAGAGGUUGGAGGAAUGGGCUCCUACCACAGUGAAGGGCAUUUCAGAGAUGGCAGACCCAAAAGUCUCUUCAUCCCCCGAGAUUACCAUAUUCAAGAUUCAUUCCAGCCUGAAUUCCUAAUUGCCAAACCUGAGGACGACUCAGAUCAAGCCCACAGUAGCUUGGAGACAUCCUCUGAUAUUUCUCAGCCUGCCGACAGGGAAACAGAGCUUGGGUUUUCUCCUCACUGGCAGCUUAACGAGUGGAAGUCCAACAAUGAUCCCUACCACUCACUGUCAGGUUCAAGUACAGCCACAGGUACCACAGUGAUUGAGUGCAUGAAGGUGCGGGGCAGCUCAGAAUCCCUAAAUUCACCCUCAACGUCACGAGCAACAUCUCCAUCCCAGCUCUCAAUCGAGGCUGAGACCAAGGUAUCCCCUUUCAAGCCCCCAUGUCUCAUGUCCCCAUCCAGUGGCUACUCAAGCCAGUCUGAAACUCCAACCCCGACUAUAUCAAACACAUUCAUCACUGGACCUUCUCCAGUUGGCUGCAAGAUGCGGCCAAAGAUUCCAGAGCGUAAAUCUUCUCUCCCAGCUUCUGCAAAGGAUAAAUCACGUUCGCGUCUUUCAUUUGAACUACCUGCAACCUCUCAGCUGGAUCUGUCCUCUGUCAAACCCAAGACGAAGGCCAGCAGACGCCACUCUGACACAUCUACAGCCAACAAACCAGGUAAACUGAGCCCUAGUCAGUCUUCACUGCCUAUGGUUACAACAACAGACUUGCGAAACAUCCGACUUCGUUCAGUUAGCCGCUCAGAACUUGAGGACAGUCCUGAUGGCUCUUCUGACAUUAUAGAGGAAGAGCAAAGUCGAGAUCUCAGCCCUCCUAUUAUUCCCUUGAACACAAAACAAUCAAAGCCUCUCGUUGCAGUGAAGCCACCUCUGCCUAAACGGCCCAUGAGCUUGAUGCUUAAAUCUCCCUCCUCAUCCCCUCUGGCAUAUGAAUCUCCUCCAUCUUCACCUGUGGACCGACCCAUGCCUGUGGGGAACAUCUAUAUGGUUGUGAGAAAGCCCAAACCUAAGAGACAAGCUCAGUCAUCAAUCAGCACAUCUGUAAUAGCCCCACAAGAGCCACUCCACAGCCAUGUACCUCCUCUCCCUGAGUUUGAUCUGGAGUAUGGGAUUCCUAUUGAAGAUGAUCCUCCAUCCCCAAGUAGCCCAGAAAGUGAGGAUAAAAGUAAAACCCUGCCAAGUAGAAUGACAAUAUCCUGUUUAGCAGAAUUAGACAAAAGGAAGCCUAAGGUACCUCCUCCAGUGCCGAAAAAACCCAAUGUUUUUCUUCUGCCCUCUCCAAGCACUCAUACCAGUGGCGGGGCAGAAAGACACGCUCCACUUUCUGACAACAUCUCCCAAUCACCUACAGUUCCAAUAGCAUCUGACAUUGAGGGAGAUUUGCUUCAAGGUGAAGAUCAAGAUGAUCCUGCAAAGGAAAAUUUUGAUGGAAACAAUAAAAAUUCUGAAAGUUACGAGACCUCUGGAAAUCAAGAGAAUGAUGUGGUAGUUGAAGAGAACAGUUCAAAAGAUUCAGAUUGUCAUCAAAUUACGGAAAGAGUGACACCUCCAGCAGAGACAGUAACAGAAACUUAUGCAGAAACAGAAAUAAUGGAAGAGAACAAUUCUGCUGAUGACAAGACCGAACUACAUAUUACAGAGGAAACAGAUGAUGAUGUUUUUGUUCACACACCCACAACUCACACAACUGAGGACCUCUUUACCAUCAUACACAGGUCAAAGAGGAAAGUUCUUGGUCGCAAGGAACCAGCAGAUUCUUUUGGAAACAGGCAGUGUCUGGUAUCACCUGUGAAAAGCAGCAGCACAGACUUCCAAACUCUGGGCCUUGGGACCACUCUUAGGUCAAGCUCAAGAAAUGAGAACUUUAUGGCACUUCUCCAGAAGAGAAGCAGCAAAGCCAGCAGCGGGACCCGAGUUUCUGCCAUGGAGUUGCUGAAGAGCACAAACCCCUUGGCACGACGAGUCACUGAGUUCUCUCAGUCACAGCCAGAUGAGAGUGCAAUGAACACACCAAAACCAGCUCCACAGGACCAGUGAUUCCACUUGUAGAGAACCACAUGUUGGAUUUCAAUAUGGCUGGUUUUCUGUUGCACUCCACUGCCCAUCUGAACGGUUUAAUUUACAAAGACCUCAUGCAGAAGGAAUUUAAGUGUUUUGUUUGAGUUUUUGCUUUCAGACAAGGGGAUCAUACUCUGAUGAUGUACAAUUUUUGUGGAGUAUAGUCAGUAUUAAACAAACUGAGCCCACCACUAAUAUAAAAUUCUGGCAUUGAAAUCGGCUAUCCUGGAAAUAUGAAUGCGAUGAUGAGACUCUUGAAUGGAAACCCACAUCAAGAAAUAUUUUCAGACUAUUAUUUGUGGCCAAAGCCUGCUCUGCCCAUUUCAGUGGUGAACAAGAAAGUGUCUUAGUAGGAUAAUCAUGUUUUAAUAGAGUGCACAAACUCAGACAGAGAGAGGAGUGUAUGAUACGAGAAGGAAACAUUCCACAAAGUUGUAAGAAAUGUCUGGUAUCCCUUAAAAUUAAGCACUUUCACCAGUACAAGAAUUAGUUUACAAGACAAAAAGCUAUAUUUGUUAUUUUCCUUUGGUUUUUUUUUCUUCUUUGUUUUGUUUUUGAAAAAAAAAAAAGUAUGAAAUGCUAUAUAAAUGUCUUCUUGAGUUUAUUUUAACCUUUAAAAAAAAGUAUAAGAUAUAAACACUGUAUAAGAAAAUGUAACUGCUUGAUCAAAGACACAACAGACACAAAGCUGUCCAUAUCUGUGACUAUUCUUGGGAAACGGCCUAUUAUUUUAUAAGCUCACAGCACACAAGGGAUUGAAGUGGCCAAAUUAAACCAUCAUCAUGCAAUACACCUGAACCCACAUCUAGAGAUCUUCCCACACUGCCAGAAGUGUAAACAACAAAUCAAAAUUGUCAUAGACAAAACACACCUUUGAAAAGGAAAUUUAUGGACAAUACAACAUGAGGGAAUAGCACGGAAAGUGAUAGUCUAAUGGGUGGACACUAGACUACAGAAGAGGGUCCAGUAAGUGUUACCAGUGGCUCACUGGUAUGUUCUGGCUGUCCAUUGUGUCAAAUCUCUCAGGAAAUACGAUAACGGCUAAUGGUCCAAGUGUAUAUUCUCUACACAGAGAAUUCACUCAACACACAAAUUAUCAGGCAGGAGAUUUACUGAGGCCUAUGGAUGGCAAAAGAAGACAUAUAUCUCUCAUUCUUGCCUCCACAAUAUUUUUUCCAGAAAAACUACACAGCACAUAUGACCACAAUUCCAGAUCAUCUGGCAAGACAGUGGAUCAUUCAAAUCCAAGUGCAAAGCUUCUCACUUUAUGUCCAUUUCAGACUAUGCAUCAGAGGCAGAGCUCAACAGUGUUAUGUUUAGAUUACAUUUUUGACGAAAAAAAAAAAAACAGUAGAAAAUAUUUUUUAAUGGUUGCCCUCCAUGUAACUGCAACACCAGAUUGUAGAUCGACGUUUGAAUGCACAAAGAUAUUGCAGGCUUUGAUCAAAUGUGGUAAUUCACUCUUUGAGCAGGUCAUCUGUGGUAAACUCACCAUCAUCCUACAUUAAGGGAAUAUUUUGGAGACUACUGCAGACAGAGGAUUUACAUUAGUCAAGCACAGAGACAGAGACUUCAAAGAGUGCUUCUUCUGACCAUUCCUUAUGAAACUCCCUUUCCUCAUGUGACUGUUCUUCUGGCUCCCAAUCAGACAGUGGACAGAAACCUGGUGCUAUUGAGCCGGAGCGCCCUCGGCAGUCCAGGAGAGGAAGUGCUUGGCAUAAAUCUGUUCUAAGUCUGGAACAAGAUGGAGAUGUGGAUCUUUUCUUGAUUUUCAUCUUCUCAGACUAGUCGUUCAGGCAUUCCGACAAUAUGAAAAGCAUAACGGGGAAAAAAGAGACAGAAUACCACCACAUUAAAAUAGUGUGUGACACUUGUUUUAAAUAUUAAGUGAAUGAAAAAAGUUUUAAAACCAGUGUUUAUUUGCCUUGUACUCUGGCGUGAAGCCUCUGUGUUUUUAAAUGCCUUGGUAUUACACUUCCGUAGAAGUUUUAAAGGAUUUACUAUAAUAUUUAUCACUACUCUUGUGUACUCUGUGCUUAACCCUAUCAAUGUCAACAGUAUGCUCACAGGUACAAGUAAAAGAGAGAGAAGGACAGUGGAAGGAGAUGGUAAUAUAUGGGCAAAACUAAAUAGAACUCAAGAAAUGUACCUUACCGGACUGUUAGAAGCCCUGUGCAUCAAUUAAGAAAGAGACGAAGACAGGUAUCCAUUGGCGAGACAUAUACAUUAUAAUCACAAGUUAAUCACAUUUUAAUCAGUAAACAAAAAACAAAACAAAACCAAGUUUCACUAGCCAUUUUCUCUUUCCCCACACAAUAUGUAUUCAUUCUGAAUCUAAUUUCAGAACACAGAAGAGUCAAAUGUGGAGAAAAAGGGAGUCCGGAAUAAGUUCAUAACCAUCUGGUUGCUGUCAAGCUUAACCAACAACUUUAAUAAAGUCUUAACACCACAAGUUGACAACUCCCAAAUAAAGAAUACAAUAUUUGUCAUAUUUUUACAUGAAAGUUGAGACUGAGUUUAGUAGUCUAGCACAAAGGUCCUUUGACAGAUUGACAGAAUGGAAAAAGCUUUAAAAAUUCCGUAUUGCCCUUGUUCAUUGGGAAUAAAAGAAAGACAGGGUGGGAAGACAAGACAAUAAUGAGAAUUAUAUUUUUGUUAUUUUUUCCUUGGAAAGACAUAUUUUAAAAUGUCCAUAUUAUAGACCUCACCCUCCAGGAGAAAUGACGGUUGCUGUGAGAUCUCUGAUCAGUUUAAAUAUGUCUGGCCUAUGUGGUUAAAGGUAUAUCGUUAAAAUAAAUUAUUUUUCUUGCAUAACAGUU